AUGCCAAAUCGUAAAAAGCCGAAUACAUUAUUUUUGCCGGCUCGAAUUAAGCGGCUAAUGCAAAAAGAUGAAGAAGUCGGUAAACUUUCUGCAACAGUUCCGGUAAUUGCAGCACGUGCAUUAGAACAAUUUCUUGAAGAACUUAUUACAAAAACAGCAUCAAUAACAAUUUCACUUCAAGCAAAAACUCUAACACCUGAUCAUAUUCGACAACAUAUAUAUGCUGAUUCACGUCUUUCAUUUCUUCAUGAUUUAGCUAAUCGAAUGGCAACUGGACCAAAUCAUACUAGUCGAUCACUUUCAACAUCUUCAGCUACAUCAACACCAUCAACAACAGCACAUCGUCCAUCAUUUCAACAACAAUUAAGUAUACCUUAUCAAGACCCAUUACCAUCAACAACAUCUUCAAAUUCAACGAAUUUACUUUAUAUUAAUCAACAAUUAAGUCGUUCAUAUUCAAAUCAAUGUUAUACAAAAAUAAAAACAAAUAAACGAAGUUUUGAUCUUGUUGAAGACGAACAAGAUGAAGAGGAUGAUGAUGAUGAUGAUGAUAAUGAAGAUGAUGAACCAUUUAUAGCUGAUCAUACAGCCACAUGA
Adineta steineri is the source of this 597-nucleotide messenger RNA. The record is from the annotation of a GenBank genome assembly. NCBI's taxonomy places the organism in Eukaryota, Metazoa, Rotifera, Eurotatoria, Adinetida, Adinetidae.